Molecule: messenger RNA, 1817 nt
Organism: Danio aesculapii
Lineage: Eukaryota; Metazoa; Chordata; Actinopteri; Cypriniformes; Danionidae
Gene: plbd1b
Product: phospholipase B domain containing 1b
Exons: 11
Coding region: 3-1727 (574 amino acids)
Biological process (GO): phospholipid catabolic process
Cellular component (GO): extracellular region
Molecular function (GO): glycerophospholipase activity
Source: RefSeq, a predicted model, not a curated record
ACAUGUAUCGAUUUACAAGGACAUUUAUUGUGUGCUUCCUCGCGGCGACAUUCGUAAUGGCUCAUCAUGUUCAGAGAGCCACCGUGUACUGGGAUGCUGUUCAGAGGUCUGUGGUGCUGAAAGAAGAUGCGAUGGAAGAGAAUGGGGAUGCCUUUGGUUAUUUCAAUGAUAGUUUGUCUGUUUCUGGAUGGGGAGUGCUGGAAGUGCAAGCUGGUUAUGGAGAAUCCCAGGAGAAUGAUGAAGUCACAUACUUUUUGGCCGGAUACCUUGAAGGAUACCUUACAGCUUCGCAAAUGAUAAACCAUUACUUUAAUAUGUAUCCUCAGAUAAUAAAGGAUCGAAGUGUUAUGAAACCUCUGAAAUGCUUUAUGAGUGAGCAGGACUCGUGGACAAGAGCACAAGUGAAAUUAAAUAGCAAGAGUGAUCCCUUGUGGCAUCAUGUUGGUCUUCUGGUGGCUCAGAUAGAUGGACUGCAUGCUGGAGCAGAAUAUUGGGCCGAAAGUAGACAGGAGAAGCCACUGUCCAUGUUUGCGGUUCAGCUCCUCAAUGGUAUCGGGGAUUUGCUAGACUUAAUCCCUGUUCUGAAAAAGCAUUCCAACUCUUCUCGGGACUCCUUCAGAAUGCCAGGCAUGAGUCACUGUUCUGCUCUCAUCAAGAUGUUACCUGGAUAUGAAAAUCUGUUGCUUGGUCACUCCAGCUGGUACACAUACGCAGCCAGCAUGAGAAUCUACAAGCACUGGAACUUGAAACAUAAAUGUAAUGGCAUUAGAAGACUGUCAUUUAGCAGCUAUCCAGGGACCUUGUCAUCUCUGGAUGACUUUUAUUUGUUGGGAACAGGGUUUUUUGUGACUCAGACCACAAACAACGUGUUCAACACGUCUCUGUUCUCAUUGGUGACCCCAAAGGCUUUGUUGGCCUGGCAGAGGGUGCGUGCGGCACAUGCACUGGCCUACACUGGGAAACAAUGGGCACAGAUAUUUUCCAAGCACAACUCAGGGACUUACAAUAGCCAAUAUAUGGUGGUGGACCUGAAAAGAAUUUCACUUGGACGGCAGAUUGAGGACUGGAGUCUGACUGUUGUAGAGCAGAUCCCUGGUCUGGUGGUGUAUUCGGAUCAGUCUCAAGCACUGCGUCAGGGUUACUGGGCAUCCUACAACAUUCCUUUCCACUCAGACAUUUACCAAGUGAGUGGUUAUGGUGUGAUGUGGAAAAAGCAUGGCCAAGACUUCUCAUAUGACCUUUCACCACGUGCAAAGAUUUUUCGCAGGGACCAGGGAAAAGUCACUAAUGUGGAGACCUUGAAAUAUAUCAUGAGGUACAACGAUUACAGAAAAGACCCAUAUUCAAAGAAGCAUCCUUGUAAAUCCAUCUGUUGCCGUAAUGAUCUGAGACUCCGACGACCUCAUCCAGAAGGCUGUUAUGAUACUAAGGUUGCAGAUUAUCGCAUGGCCCAGAUGUUUACAGCCGAAGCUGUGAAUGGACCCACUAGUCAAAAUGGACUUCCACUUUUCUCUUGGAGUCGUUUCAAUCGGACCGCUCAUCAGGGGCUUCCUCAGACCUACAACUUUACGUUCAUCACCAUGCAGCCUCUACUCUUUGCUUUCAGAGAUCAAGCCAAGACUGAGAGGUGUCUGGUACAGUGUAUGAACAGCAGUGUAGAGGAUACCAAUGCAUCAGAUAUUUACAAACAAAUUCACAAAGUCAUUGGGUACAUUUUUACCCCAUGAUACUUGUUUUGAGAUUGAACUCAGUGUAUGGUAAGGCUACAUAAGGGCACAUUCAGAUUAACUGCUGGUUUUCCAAGCAUUUAGAUGAGA